This is a messenger RNA of Nilaparvata lugens (brown planthopper), 2618 nucleotides long. Its product is annotated as gastrula zinc finger protein XlCGF17.1-like. Gene Ontology annotation, biological process: regulation of transcription by RNA polymerase II. The record is from RefSeq and is a predicted model, not a curated record. Gene Ontology annotation, molecular function: DNA-binding transcription factor activity, RNA polymerase II-specific; RNA polymerase II cis-regulatory region sequence-specific DNA binding. Lineage: Eukaryota; Metazoa; Arthropoda; Insecta; Hemiptera; Delphacidae. Gene Ontology annotation, cellular component: nucleus. Bases 154 to 1521 code for a protein of 455 amino acids. The transcript has 7 exons.
CACUGCAGAAGGAGUAGAAGUAGAUCUAGAUUUUGUGAAAGGACAAAGAAGGAUUCUGAAAAUUUACUUUAAAUCAUCAAUAAUCAAACGCAGAAAAAAUAUUUACCACCCAUUCAUUGUUGGUUUCUAUGUUCUUGUCCAAUUAAUAAACUAAUGGAUAAGAAGAGUCAAACUGCUUUCCAGAGUAUGGAGUACCAUGUUUGUGGAAAAAUUGCAAAAGUAAUUGUUAAAAAACUGGAAGAUAUAUCACCAUCUAGACCUCAAAUCAAAGUCAAGGUUAAAGUUGAGAAACAGGAAAGUGCUUUUGAUGACAGUUGGAUUGGAGCUGCACGUAGUGAUACAGCUACUCAGCAGAUCAAGAUCGAGAAGCAGGAGGAUGAAUUUGGAGAAUGUGAAUUUGCAACUAGCAACGUCAAAGAUGAGUCAUCCUCACACAAUGGUUCAACUUCCAAUCAGAUGGCGAGAGUUAAGCAGGAGAAUGAUAGCAGCCAAGAACCAGCACCAGAGUGCAGCACUGCAUGCUCUCCAACUGAUGGUGAUUUCAGCCAACAUUAUCUAAUCCCUGGAUAUAAUCUAAUAUUCAUCAAAGAGGAAGAAUAUGUUGGGCAAGAUGCAGAAGGAUGUUCAGUGGAGAGUGAACCGGAGAUAUGGCCUUCAAACUGCAGCACAUCUGAAACUGCCAAUGCAACAGAAGUUGGUGAACUGAAUGCACAUUCAAUCUCUCAAGUGGACAAGUGCACUGAGCCAUCUGUGACUGGCAAAGAGACCAAGCUCUACAGAUGUGCUGACUGCAGCUAUGAAACAAAACGGUUCAGUCAUUUGAAGAGUCACAUGAUAAAACACACUGGAGAUACACCUUUCAGCUGCGAGUUUUGUGAAUAUAAAUGUGCUCGGUCAAGUACUUUGAAAGAACAUAUCAGAACACAUACAGGAGAAACACCUUUCAGCUGCAAGUAUUGUGACUAUAAAUGUGCUCAAUCUGGUACUUUGAAGAUUCAUAUCAGAAGACAUACAGGAGAAACACCUUUCAGCUGCAAGUAUUGUGACUAUAAAUGUGCUCAAUCUGGUACUUUGAAGAUUCAUAUCAGAAGACAUACAGGAGAAACACCUUUCAACUGCGAGUAUUGUGACUAUAAAUGUGCUCAUUCAAGUGCUUUGAAAGAACAUAUCAGAACACAUACAGGAGAAACACCUUUCAGCUGCAAGUAUUGUGACUAUAAAUGUGGUCGAUCUAGUACUUUGAAAGAACAUAUCAGAACACAUACAGGAGAAACACCUUUCAGUUGUGAUCUAUGUGACUAUAAAUGUGCUCGAUCUAGUACUUUGAAAGUACAUAUUAGAAGACAUACAGGAGAAACACCUUUCAGUUGCGAGUAUUGUGACUAUAAAUGUGCUCAAUCUAGUACUUUGAAAGUUCAUAUUAGAACACAUACAGGAGAAACACCUUUCAACUGCGAGUAUUGUGACUAUAAAUGUGCUCAUUCAAAUGCUUUGAUAAAACAUAUCAAAACACAUCAUUGACGUGUUUUAACGACAUUGAUUUUCGGUACGGUACAUUCAAAAUAUUACCAUAUUUUAAUAAACAUCAGGAUUGAAAAAACAUAAAUGAAUUACACAGAUCAGAAUUAGUGGCUUCAAAAAUAAAUAUGUGGAGGCCAUCUGAAACUAACUACCAUAUCGCAAAAAUAUGUUGUCAUUGUUGAAAAUGCUAUCCCACUUCUCCACUAGCCUGUAGUUAACUUUUUCCUUAAAUGGAUUCAGAGUGUGGGCAUUUCUUAUAUCAUAUUGAAGCAGAUAAUUGAAAACUUUUUGACUAAUAAAUAUUGGGUUCUUUUCUUAAAAAUAUGGUGCUGCUUCUGUUUUACAAUAUUCUAUUGUAUAUAUGAAUAUCUAAUAUUUUUUCUUAUUACAAGUGAUUCCCUCAACAUACGUUUAACACCAAUUAAUCUAGAUCUGGAAUAGAGGUCCUCGUAUUGUAAGAAGUGUAGAUAUCCAUAUAAAAAAACUUAAUCCAUUUUCAUUUCCUAAAUAAAACUAUCAGGACAGUAACUUAUUGAAUGGAUAUGAUAUGAGUAUCAAUGAUUGCUAAAAUUAGCUUAGGAUGAAAUUCCAAGACAGAAUCUUCGAGGAUAUUCCGAGAGGUUUCUGACAUAAUUAUGAAGAUGACAAAUCUUGUGAACUAGAGUUGAUAUAUCUUUCUAGUCACAACCUGACUUCAAUUAUUCGAAAGACUGUAAGUUACUUGAAUGCCACAAGUCCAAAAUUGCUGUAAUUCCAGUUAGUAACUGUUAAAAAAUUGGAACAAUAGCUCCAGAUAAAAUUGUAGUCACUUUAGAAGUAUUUUUUUGUACUUUUAAGUAUUUCGAGAUUUAUGAAAAAUAAAUUCCAAUAAAUCAAUCAACUUCCGAAAUAAUUGAGUUAUAUCUAUACAAAAUAAUAAACUAAUAGGCUACCAUACUCUGUAAGCUUAUUAACAGAAGUAAUGUGGGUUCAAUCAAAUUUAUUUCACCCUGUUGUUUCAUUUUUAGAAGAAUAAGUGUAACGUAUCAUUUUAUUAUACUGUACAUUAUAUCAUUUUCAAUUUAUUAAUACUAAUAAAAAUCUAUUCAUCCAUCGUU